GGAAAAGAGAUUGUUGAUUUGGUUCUAGACAGGUUGCGAAAAUUGGCCGAUCAGUGCACAGGCAUUCAGGGCUUUAUUAUUUUCCACUCCUAUGGUGGAGGCACAGGCUCCGGAUUCACAUCUCUGUUCAUGGAACGCCUUAGUGUUGACUAUGGCAAAAAAUCCAAAUUAGAGUAUGCCAUCUAUCCUGCACCUCAGAUCUCUACUGCCGUUGUAGAACCGUACAAUGCUAUACUUUGCACUCAUUCAACAAUUGAACACUCUGAUUGUGCAUUCAUGGUAGACAAUGAGGCCCUUUACGACGUGUGCCGUCGCAAUCUGGAUAUUGAACGACCAACAUACACUAAUUUGAACCGUCUAGCUGCGCAGAUUAUAAGUUCCACCACAGCCUCACUGCGCUUUGAUGGUGCUCUAAACGUGGACCUGACAGAAUUUCAGACCAAUCUCGUCCCCUAUCCUCGUAUUCAUUUCCCACUAGUCACUUACGCACCUACAGUGUCCGCAGAGAAAGCAUACCACGAGCGCCUUAGCGUAGCUGAACUGACUAAUAGCACUUUCGAACCGGCAAACCAGAUGGUCAAGUGUGAUCCACGUCACGGCAAGUAUAUGACAUGUUGCAUGCUUUACCGUGGCGACGUGGCGCCAAAGGACGUGAACUCCGCCAUCGCCGCCAUAAAGACGAAACGGACCAUCCAGUUUGUGGAUUGGUGUCCUACGGGCUUCAAGAUUGGGAUCAACUAUCAACCCCCUACCGUGGUCCCAGGCGGCGAUUUGGCUAAGGUGCAACGUGCGCUUUGUAUGAUUGCCAACACCACGGCGAUUGCAGAGGCUUGGGCUCGUUUAGACCACAAAUUCGACUUAAUGUACGCUAAACGUUGUUUCGUCCACUGGUACGUCGGUGAAGGCAUGGAAGAAGGUGAAUUUUCUGAGGCACGAGAGGACCUAGCCGCCCUUGAGAAGGAUUAUGACGAAGUCGGAGCUGACACGGUGGAAGGCGAGGGAGAAGAAGAGGAGGAGUACUAA
Molecule: messenger RNA, 1023 nt
Organism: Hydatigera taeniaeformis
Lineage: Eukaryota; Metazoa; Platyhelminthes; Cestoda; Cyclophyllidea; Taeniidae
Source: the annotation of a GenBank genome assembly